AUCUGCCCCUUCCUUCCUUCUUUUGCGCCGCUCCUCCGGGCAGAACUACGAGAGAACGUGAUCGAUCGAAUUUCAAAAAAGGCACACACCUACCCCCUGUGCUCCCGAGAUCACGAAAUUACUCUAAAUCUCCUGAUUUAAAAUUCAGGGGUUCGUGUUUCGUGAUUUUAUUCCAUUCCGUGUGUGAACCUAGAUUCCACCUCGACCCGCGAGGUAAUUACCAAGUGAGCACCCACCUAAUCGAACAAAAUGUCGAACCUCGCUGAUCCGGUCGCGUUCGCGAAAGAUUUCCUCGCUGGCGGUAUCUCCGCCGCGGUCUCCAAGACUGCCGUGGCACCCAUCGAGCGUGUCAAGCUGCUGCUCCAGGUCCAGCACGUCAGCAAACAGAUCUCCGCCGACCAGCGCUACAAGGGUAUCAUCGAUGCCUUCGUCCGCAUUCCCAAGGAGCAGGGUCCCCUGUCCUUCUGGCGUGGUAACCUCGCCAACGUCAUCAGGUACUUCCCCACCCAGGCGCUGAACUUCGCCUUCAAGGACAAGUACAAGCAGGUGUUCCUCGGAGGCGUCGACAAGAACACCCAGUUCUGGCGCUACUUCGCGGGUAACCUCGCCUCCGGUGGUGCCGCCGGAGCGACCUCCCUCUGCUUCGUGUACCCGCUCGACUUCGCCCGUACCCGUCUCGCCGCCGACGUCGGCAAAGGCGACGGCCAGCGUGAAUUCAAGGGUCUCGGCGACUGUCUGGGCAAGAUCUUCAAGUCCGACGGUCUGACUGGUCUCUACAGAGGCUUCGGCGUGUCCGUGCAGGGCAUCAUCAUCUACCGUGCCUCCUACUUCGGAUUCUACGACACCGCCCGUGGCAUGCUGCCCGACCCCAAGAACACACCGCUCGUCAUCAGCUGGGCCAUCGCGCAGACUGUCACCACCGUCGCCGGUAUCAUCUCGUAUCCCUUCGACACGGUCCGUAGGCGCAUGAUGAUGCAGUCUGGCCGCGCCAAGGGCGACAUCCUCUACAGAAGCACCAUCCACUGCUGGGCCACCAUCGCCAAGACCGAGGGAACCGGCGCCUUCUUCAAGGGAGCCUUCUCCAACGUCCUCAGAGGAACUGGAGGCGCCUUCGUGCUUGUGUUAUACGAUGAGAUCAAGAAGCUUCUCUAAAUCUAAUGUAAGAAUUGUUACCAUAAUUACAAUUAAUUGUGAUUCCGAAUCACCACAGAUAGCCACUCCCUUAAAUCAUGUAUUAUUAGACGCGGAAUUAACCUAGUAACUUAUUUUAGUUAAAUAAAAGCGUUAUACACCAAUUCCAACAUGUAUUUUGUUUUAUUGAAAAUAUUAGGUAUUACAUAAUGCUUGGCUACACCUAGCUGACACAGUUGCAUAACAUUCUCAUAUUGUACAUCUUGUAUUGACUUAACAAUAUUCUAAAUUUAAAUUAUUUUGCCUGUGAUCAUCACUCAUUCAGCCAGUGUGUGUUAUGUAACCUCAUUUCGUUCAAUGUUUGAGGCCAAGGUUGAUAUGUACCUCAUCUAGUUCAUGUCUAACACUUAAAUAUAAUCUAAUAUGUUGGAAUAGACAUUCAUGUAGUGAAUAUUGUGAAAAUAAGUGGUUAUUUAAUCAAUACUUAACCUAUGUGGCAUUGGGAGUGAGACCUUGUACUAUGUAACUAAGUGAUAGAUGCAAAACGCUGUGAAAAAUCAUGUUAAAAGCUGUGGAAUCCAAACUCAUGUGAUUGAGAGCUGUUAUGUAACAAUGCAGUAUGUAUAUGUGCUAUAAAGUGUGCAUGGUGACCUAGUAGGAAUUUAAUUUUAGUUCACUUUUAAAAAGUGCUAUGCAAUGUAGUUAAAUCCACAUGUGCAACAACAUUAUGUAACAUUGAUUGUUACUGAGCAGGCUCAACGAGACAACUGGUCCUGCCCAACAUCUUUCUAGCUCGGUAUAAGUUUUUUGGUGUGAAAAACUUGUGCUACGAGUGAUUAUUAUUCUAGAAAAUUAAAUGUUAAAUAAAUA
Molecule: messenger RNA, 2001 nt
Organism: Helicoverpa zea (corn earworm)
Lineage: Eukaryota; Metazoa; Arthropoda; Insecta; Lepidoptera; Noctuidae
Gene: Ant
Product: ADP,ATP carrier protein
Exons: 1
Coding region: 250-1152 (300 amino acids)
Biological process (GO): mitochondrial ADP transmembrane transport; mitochondrial ATP transmembrane transport
Cellular component (GO): mitochondrial inner membrane
Molecular function (GO): ATP:ADP antiporter activity
Source: RefSeq, a predicted model, not a curated record